AUGACUCGUUCCGAGAAGGUUCAUAGCUCGGAAUAUGAAGUUCUCAACUAUGUCUUGUACCAGCAUUAUCCAGAAACAUCAUGUGUUCCUGGCACAUGGAAUCUCUCAUACUUUCUUGAUCAUACCAACGUGGUUCAGCUUGCUCGAAUACAAGCACCUGGGGUAUCUCUAGCGAGGGCUGCGGGAAAGCCUGUCAUUCUCUUGGAGUUCAACUCCGUGUCAUGCGGUGGGAAGCGAGGACAAUCAGACACAGCAAGUUUUGGCGUUGCGAUGUGGACUAUAGAUUAUGUCCUAUCACUUGCAGUCAACAAUUGGACAGCGGCAUACAUCCACACCCGAGAAGCGGGGAUCUCGUACAACUUAAUCAAUCCCCCUAACCCCCGUAAUUCAGCUUGGAGCGUUGGCCCUCAGUAUUAUUCCUUGUUAUUCCUCGCAGAGGCGUUGCAAGGUGUGCCUGGAGAUCAUUCGGGCUCAGUCAUCGUCGCGGACCUAAAUCUUCCCACUACCACCACCGUGUCUCUCGCUGGAUACGCCAUAUACGAUAAAGGGGCGAAAUUCUUCAGCGGAUUGUCCUUAUCAACUAUGGGGACAUACGAACUACAGAUUGCUCCGCGAGGCCUGCGCUUACAUUUACUGUGCCUUCUAGCAUUCCUCGUACUGCUAACAACAGAACCCUUAGCACGAAAUAUUUUGCAGCGAGAUGUGUGA
Messenger RNA from Cantharellus anzutake, 708 nucleotides. RefSeq lists its product as uncharacterized. NCBI's taxonomy places the organism in Eukaryota, Fungi, Basidiomycota, Agaricomycetes, Cantharellales, Hydnaceae. The transcript has 4 exons. The coding region runs from base 1 to 708 and encodes 235 amino acids. The record is from RefSeq and is a predicted model, not a curated record.